Messenger RNA from Salmo salar (Atlantic salmon), 1954 nucleotides. RefSeq names its product proline/arginine-rich end leucine-rich repeat protein (gene prelp). The record is from RefSeq and is a predicted model, not a curated record. Gene Ontology annotation, molecular function: protein binding. NCBI's taxonomy places the organism in Eukaryota, Metazoa, Chordata, Actinopteri, Salmoniformes, Salmonidae.
UGCUGUGGAGGGCCAGAGAGAGAGGGAAGGAGGGAGAGAGAGAGUAGACGAGAGGAUUGGAGAGAGGGAGGGAGUGGAGGAGAGGGGGAAACACUAUGACCUUCAGAGGGAAAGAUAGCCAGGGAACCAACCCAAUAGGAGGUUUGUCCACUGAGAAGGAGAGAAGGAGGGAGAGAGGGGGAGAGAGAGGGAGGCGUAAGAGAAGGGUGGGAGAGACAAAAAGCAGAGAGACAGAAAACUCGAUUUGAUAAAAGAGGGCAGGUACCAUUGGCAGGACAAUGAAGACAGGUGUGGGACUCUACACUGCCCUGGUGCUCUGUCUCCUGAUGGGGACAGUGUUUUUACAGAGACCACGGCCUAAGAAACCUCCUAAGCCUCCAAAGCCCACCAAGCGCCCCUCCUUUAAGCCUGCCCCGCCACCUAAGGAACCAGAACCCCAGGAGCCCACAGACUUCCCCCCUCCCAUCCUUGGCCCCCCUUCCAUGUUCAAUGACUGUCCCCGGGAGUGUUUCUGUCCCCCUUCCUUCCCCAAUGCCCUCUAUUGCGAGAACCGGAACCUCCGUACGGUCCCUGUGAUCCCAUCCAGAGUACACUACCUGUACCUGCAGAACAACUACAUCUCCGAGGUAACGGCGGAACCCUUCAACAAUGCCACAGAGCUGAGAUGGGUCAACAUGGCCAACAACCGCAUCAAAAAAGUGGAUAAGCAGGUGUUUGAGAAGGUACCUGGUCUGUUGUUUCUCUACAUGGAGAGGAACCAGCUGAAAGAGGUUCCUGAUGACCUGCCAGUUGGGUUGGAGCAGCUCAGACUCAGCCACAACCAGAUCUCCAAGAUCCCCUCUGGAGCCUUCGGCAAGAUGGAGCACCUCGCUCUGCUCGACCUGCACCACAACAAGUUGAGUGACAGUGACAUGGGGAAGAACACGUUUAAAGACCUGAAGAACCUGGUUCAGUUGAACUUGGCCCACAACAUCCUGAAGAAGAUGCCAGCUAACAUCCCCAAUGGCAUCGCACAGCUAUUCCUGGACAGGAACAACAUUGACAACAUCCCUAAGGACUACUUCCAAGGCUUCUCCAACCUGGCAUUUGUGAGGCUCAACUACAACCAGCUGAGUGAUAAGGGAGUCCCUAAGGCUGUGUUCAACGUAUCCACUCUGCUAGACCUUCACCUGGCCCACAACCAGCUCACCUCCGUCCCCCUGUUCAACUCCCAGCUGGAGCACUUGCACCUCAACCACAACAGCAUCGAGAGUAUUAAUGGGACCCAGCUGUGUCCAUUUAGUCUGUCCUCUGAGAGUCUGACUGAUGAGGCUCUGAUGCCCAGGCUCAGGUACCUGCGUCUGGAUGGGAACCACCUGAGUCCUCCUGUCCCUCUAGAUGUCAUCAUGUGUUUCAGACACCUCAAGUCCAUCGUUGUCUAGAACCAGGCCUGGAGUCAGGGGCUGCUUCAGGACGCAUACACAUACACAAACACACACAUACAUGCACACACGCGCACUCACACACAGUCAGCAAAUGGCAGCAAACCUACGCAGAUGUACGCAAGGCCACGCACGGACACACACACGCUGCCUCGGACACAAACAGACAUGCUUGCCCAUACGCAGUCACACGCACAUACACUCACACAUGCACACACACACACUACUAUUUCAGAUGGGUGAAAUGGUGCCAAAUAACCUGAGUAAAAUGCUAGCUGUACAGCUUUGACAACUUCAGGAAUAUUUCACUCGUCUAAACAAAUAUUUAUAAAACUAAGAACCAACCCGUCGCAUUGACUACGUCUUUGAAGCAUGGAUGUAUCUGCAGUUACUACCAUGUAGUUUAAAAUGCCCAUGGGGAAUCUGUGUUUUUGAGGUACUUUGUUUAUAAAAAAUAUAAAAUUAUAUCCUUGUUUUUGUAUAAAGCAGUUGUGUACAAAUAAAAUAAAUAAAAUAUGCUCUUGGCCAAAUCA